Messenger RNA from Meleagris gallopavo (turkey), 604 nucleotides. The record is from RefSeq and is a predicted model, not a curated record. Lineage: Eukaryota; Metazoa; Chordata; Aves; Galliformes; Phasianidae.
UGUUUCUUAUUGUUUUCCCUCCCACUCAACAUUAAUCAGCUCCCACUUUACCGGACUAUGAAGGAGUUGAUGCGUCUCUCAAUGAAACUGCUACUACAAUAACUGUGCUCUUGAGACCAGCACAGGCCAAAGGUGCUCCUAUCAGUGCCUACCAGAUCGUUGUUGAGGAGCUGCACCCGCACCGAACGAAGCGAGAGACAGGUGCCAUGGAAUGCUACCAAAUCCCCAUCACCUACCAGACGGCUCUCAGUGGGGGAUCACCAUAUUACUUUGCUGCUGAGCUGCCCCCUGGAAACCUGCCGGAGCCUGCCCCUUUCACUGUGGGUGACAACAGGACCUACCAGGGUUUCUGGAAUCCACCACUGGCUCCUCGGAAAGGCUACAACAUCUAUUUCCAGGCCAUGAGCAGCGUUGAGAAGGAAACCAAAACUCAGUGUGUUCGAAUAGCUACCAAAGAUACAUUGCACAGGGAACCUGUUUUUUGCAUGCAAACAUUCCUGUAUUAAUUUAAUUAGUCUUUGAACAUUUUGGUUUUUAAUUAGUAACUUUGUAAGAGGAAAUAGACUAUUGUGGUAUGUUAAAAAUCAACAAUCAGCAUGAGAGA